CGGCAGGUGGCAGUAAUGCGCUCUUGACGCUGACGGCCGUGUGCAGUGUAUGAGCAAAAACAUGGCGACGUCCUUGGUCAGGCAGACAAAAUUGUUGUCGAUUGUAACCAGCCAGUUAAACUCUGCGGCAUGUUUCAGGAAUAUUCACUGCUCUGCAGCUUGUCUGAAGAACCGUGCAGCUCGUAUUCGAGUGGGUAAAGGAGACAAGCCAAUAACUUAUGAGCAGGCGUAUCACCCUCAUGACAUCGGGCACAGGAAGGGCUGGCUCUCACAACACACCAGUAAUCUGCAGGGUGAAGAUGGAGCGGCGGAGCGUGUAGUGGAGGACGUCUUCGUCAGACGCUUCAUGUACGGCACGUUUCACGGCUGUUUGGCGGAUGAGGUGGUGAUCAAACGCAGAGGAAACCUCCUGGUCAUCUGUGCAGUGAUGAUACAGAAACUCUUACCGUCGAAAUUCUACUUUCUCGUCGGUUACACAGAGGAACUGCUCUCGCAUUUUUACAAAUGCCCCGUUAAAAUCGAAAUGCAGACGGUAGAAGAAAAAGUAGUCUACAAAUAUCUCUAAGGCCAUGUGUUGUUGGGUUAUAAAAUUGUUGUUAAAAUAAAAAGCUUAAGGAAUUUCUCUUA
This is a messenger RNA of Labeo rohita (rohu), 627 nucleotides long. It is a transcript of the gene mrps24, whose product is annotated as mitochondrial ribosomal protein S24. Gene Ontology annotation, cellular component: mitochondrion. NCBI's taxonomy places the organism in Eukaryota, Metazoa, Chordata, Actinopteri, Cypriniformes, Cyprinidae. The coding region runs from base 50 to 565 and encodes 171 amino acids. Gene Ontology annotation, biological process: translation. The record is from RefSeq and is a predicted model, not a curated record. The transcript is spliced from 4 exons.